Messenger RNA from Cercocebus atys (sooty mangabey), 1076 nucleotides. RefSeq names its product chromosome unknown open reading frame, human C11orf88 (gene HOATZ). Lineage: Eukaryota; Metazoa; Chordata; Mammalia; Primates; Cercopithecidae. The record is from RefSeq and is a predicted model, not a curated record. Gene Ontology annotation, biological process: cilium assembly. Bases 21 to 554 code for a protein of 177 amino acids. The transcript is spliced from 6 exons.
GAGGAGCGUCCUCAGUUGCCAUGGAAACGGGACCCAGCGAAGAACCUAGCGGCCGAAAGGAGUCCCAGGAAAUUUGCCCCCCGGGAUUACUGGUAUUUGCCGGCUCCUCAGAGCAAGAUACCAACUUGGCUAAGCAGUUCUGGAUCUCGGCGUCGAUGUAUCCCCCUAGCGAAUCUCAGCUGCUGCUGCGCAGAGACAGCAGUCAGCGUCUGCCGGUGGCGCGGCGCCGGAGGAGCAGAGGGUCUGAGAACAGUCACUCCUCGCAGUCUUCUCACCUUGUGAGUAACAACAAAAAUAGAAACAUCUUUGCCGAAGCCCUGAAGAUACAGGAAUCUGAGGAGAAAGUAAAGUAUCUCCAAAAGAUUCAAGGCAUACAUACGCAGACUUGUUACAUGGGAAUACUGUGCGAUGUGGGUAUGAAUGAUCCUGUCACCCAGGCUAAAACAAGAGAAGAGAUUCUCCAACUCUUAAGAAAACAAAGAGAAGAAAGGAUCUCGAAAGAACUGAUUUCCCUUCCUUAUAAACCAAAAGCCAAAGAACACGAAGCAAAGUAAGUUGACUUCUGUCAAAAAUAUUCUCUCACCUUUUAACUUACUGUGUAGGGAAGCGCUUUUUUCUUACUUUGCCACUUACCCUUAAAUCUUCUAGAAACCCACCCCCGUAUAUUACAGAUUUCUUGCCUUGAAAAAACUUUCUUCUCUGCAUAGCUAUUAAAGCCUGUGUACGAACUUGUCAGUCUGUGGAAUAUACAAGCAUAAGUUAGUGCAAAACGGAAAGCAGCUCAGCCUUGAAGCUCUGUGCACAUUCUCUGUCCCUCCCUUACCAUCCUGGGCUAUAUAGCCACCAACCGUCAUGCCCUCCUGACUCCACUGUCCCCUAUCCACACCUGGCCCACUUCUUUAGUGAAUCAGCAGGUGUUUGUAGUUCACCAGCUCUGAGUGGGCUAAGGUUGCUAAAACUAAGUUCAUGUAGCAAACUCUCAAUGGUGAGGGAGUAGCCUUAUCUCUGGAAUAAUGUUAGAGCAGGACUAGGACAGUUUAAGUCUAAAAGAGUUUAAAGGAAAUAAGCAAGCAAUA